UAACCUCUCAACCGCUACGCGGAGAGCUCUGUUCCCUCCUCCCUCCUCCGCGUUCCCUAUAAAUUCCUGUUCAAUCCCUUCCCAACUCUCGAACAUCUCCCAGGAGGACCCAAGCAACUGCAAAGAUCACAUUCUCCUCGUAACACUCAAGAUUUAUGAACUCAGAUGAUAUGGACUCAGGACUCAGGAGUUAUUAUUAGGAUUAUCAGUGAUGUUUUUUCCUACUGCAUUCGAUGCAUAUGAACAAUUGAAGAUCCUCUUUUUUAAUCACCUCAAGAUGUUUGAACUCAGAUGCUACGGACUCUGGAGUAAUUAGGAUUAUCAGUGAUGUUUUCCUACUGCAUUUGAUGCAUAUGAACAAAUAUGAUUUAGGACGAUCACAUUUCUCAUCAGCUCUCAGGACUGAAGAUGUUUAAUUCGAUUAUAGAUUAUAGAUGUAUAACUAAAAUUCUUUUUAGUUUAUCAGAUUUUGUUCACUUGGAUUCGAACAAGAUCAUAUAUAUGAUAUAUCACUUAAAAUUGAGUGAGCUAAUAUGUCACUGAGCAUGGAAUCAUUCAGUCAGGACUGAGAUAAUCAACUUCACUUUAUAGUUUGUAAAAUUUGAGAUGGGAUUUGUUUUUAAGUCUGUAUAGGGGAGGGGUUCUUUGAGGUAAUGGACCUGCUCUCAACCUACAGAAAACCACUUAUUUAUUUUUAAAGGUAAUGACUUUACCUUUCAUCUAUACACUUACCUUGGCUUGACCCUGGAUGGAUGCAUGCUUGGAUUUUCUAUAAAUGAUAGUAACUGCAAAAGUUGAUAUCAUAUUUGUUACCACCAUUGUAAUGUUACACUGUAUUUCCAUAUGUCUAUGAGAUUUAUUCCUUCCAUCAAUUACUUCUAUUCUCUAGGUAAAUUAUCAAUGGGUUCACAACCAGUAGAAGAUUUUAUAGAGGCUUCGCCUGGAGUUCAUUAUUCAGGAUUCCAUAUGGAGGGGCCAAAUUCUUCAGACAUUGAGAAACCAACGACUUCAACGGGUGUAAAUGUGCUUAAACAGCCCUUUGUGAUUGGAGUUGCUGGAGGUGCUGCAUCUGGAAAGACCACAGUUUGUGAUUUGAUUAUUGAGCAGCUUCGUGAUCAGCGUGUAAUCCUAGUUAACCAGGAUUCUUUCUACCAUAAUUUGACACCUGAGGAACUAACAAAAGUUCAUGAAUACAACUUUGAUCAUCCUGAUGCAUUUGACACUGAGCAAUUAUUGUCUGUCAUGGAUAAACUGAAGCAUGGGCAAGCAGUAGACAUCCCAAAAUAUGACUUCAAGUGUUACAAGAACAAUGUAUUUCCAUCUCGAAGGGUAAAUCCUUCAGAUGUCAUAAUUUUAGAAGGCAUUCUUAUUUUUCAUGAUCCUCGUGUGCGAGAUCUAAUGAAUAUGAAGAUAUUUGUAGAUACAGAUGCUGAUGUACGUCUUGCCAGGAGAAUAAGACGUGACACAGUUGAAAAGGGUAGAGAUAUUGCUACAGUACUUGACCAGUACUCAAAGUUUGUCAAAAGAGCUUUUGAUGAUUUCAUUCUUCCAACAAAGAAGUAUGCUGACAUAAUCAUUCCUCGUGGUGGAGACAAUCAUGUUGCUGUUGACUUGAUUGUGCAACACAUUAGGACAAAACUUGGUCAACAUGAUCUAUGUAAAAUAUAUCCUAAUCUUUAUGUCAUUCAAUCAACUUUUCAGAUACGAGGCAUGCACACGCUUGUCCGUGAUUCCAAAACAACAAAACAUGAUUUUGUAUUUUAUGCUGAUCGGCUGAUCCGUUUGGUAGUUGAACAUGGUCUUGGGCAUCUUCCAUUUACUGAAAAGCAGGUGAUCACUCCAACUGGAUCUGUGUACUCUGGUGUUGAUUUCUGUAAGAGAUUAUGUGGAGUUUCUGUAAUUCGAAGUGGUGAGAGUAUGGAAAAUGCAUUGCGAGCAUGUUGUAAGGGUAUAAAGAUUGGGAAGAUCCUUAUUCACAGAGAGGGUGACAAUGGUCAGCAGCUUAUCUAUGAAAAACUCCCGGAAGACAUUGCAGAGAGGCACGUCUUGCUGUUGGAUCCUAUCCUAGGCACAGGGAAUUCAGCCGUGGAAGCUAUUUCUUUGUUGCUAAAGAAAGGUGUACCUGAGUCCAACAUUUUAUUCCUAAAUCUUAUAUCGGCACCCCAAGGAGUACAUAUGGUGUGCAAACGUUUCCCAAGAAUAAAGAUCGUAACAUCCGAAAUUGAAAUGGGUCUGAAUAAAGACUUCCGUGUGAUUCCUGGCAUGGGGGAGUUUGGGGAUCGUUAUUUCGGCACCGACGAAGAUUAAACACGGAGACCUGACCUCAGCCCAGCCUUCCCACCGAUUAUACCACAAAUUCUUUCAGUUUCUCAAUGACGGACCGGAGUACCCAACCCUCCUAUAAAAAUCUAUAAUUUUGCUGUUUUAUUUUAUUUUAUCUUUUCUCAUUGAGUCACCCCCUCCAAUUCUUUUUGAAAUAUAAAAAGAAAUAAACAACAAACAAGCAUCACGGAAGCACUGUAUUUUUAAUUUCUUAAAUUAAACAUCACUAUUUUUCCCACUU
This is a messenger RNA of Ipomoea nil (Japanese morning glory), 2563 nucleotides long. Its product is annotated as uridine kinase-like protein 3. NCBI's taxonomy places the organism in Eukaryota, Viridiplantae, Streptophyta, Magnoliopsida, Solanales, Convolvulaceae. Gene Ontology annotation, molecular function: ATP binding; kinase activity. Gene Ontology annotation, cellular component: cytoplasm. The transcript has 15 exons. The coding region runs from base 844 to 2307 and encodes 487 amino acids. The record is from RefSeq and is a predicted model, not a curated record.